CUUUGUGGUGUGAUUAAAACCUUGUGGGCACAGACAUUGUUGCAGACUAUACUUGGCUGAUGCCCAAAGUGAUUAGAGCGGAGUGAAAAUCAUGUGCAGGUUCCUCCCUGCCGUGUGUGUCAAAUGGCCGGAAGGGGCUAAGGCAAAAGCAUCCACAGUGCAGUUUCGCGUAGUUAUUGCAAUAGGUUUUCAAGGGGGACCGACACCGACCGCAUUCACCACCGCCAGUACACACACCCCUCAGCGCCGGUGAUGCAUCCCCGCGGCAAGGGCACGGACAACUCCUCACCAGAGUCGCCUCGACUUUAGAAUGGUGCAGAAAUCUCUCAACGGCGGGGUUUACCCAACUCAAGCCGGAGAGAAGAAGCACAAAGUCGGGUUCGUGGGUCUGGACCCCGGCGCUCCCGAAUCCAACAGGGAUGGGGCGCUGCUCAUUGCGGGUUCGGAGAGCACCAAGCGGAGCAGCAUCCUCUGCAGACCCAGGUCCAGCAUCUCCGCCGGCAGACCCAGACCGUCCAAGAAAAAUGCCAGCUAUCGGAAACUACAGAAUUUCCUUUAUAAUGCGCUGGAGAGACCACGGGGAUGGGCGUUCAUCUACCACGCUUAUGUCUUCCUCUUGGUCUUCUCCUGCCUCAUCCUCUCAGUGUUUGCCACCAUCAGAGAGUUCAAAAACAGCUCAGAGAGUGCCUUGUACAUCCUGGAAAUUGUGACCAUCGUGGUUUUUGGAGUGGAGUACAUUGUAAGGAUAUGGGCUGCUGGCUGCUGCUGUCGAUACAGAGGAUGGAGAGGGAGGCUCAAAUUUGCCAGGAAACCUUUCUGCGUCAUAGACAUCAUGGUGCUGAUCGCCUCAGUGUCUGUGCUGGCAGCAGGAUCUCAAGGCAACGUGUUUGCCACCUCGGCCAUCAGGAGUCUGAGAUUCCUGCAGAUCCUGCGUAUGCUGCGUAUGGACCGUCGUGGAGGCACCUGGAAGCUGCUGGGAUCUGUAGUAUAUGCUCACAGCAAGGAGCUCAUUACAGCCUGGUACAUCGGCUUCCUCUGCCUCAUCCUGGCUUCAUUCCUGGUCUACUCUGUGGAGAAGGAGGAAAAUAAGGAAUUUGAAACGUAUGCAGAUGCACUUUGGUGGGGGCUGAUCACUCUCACCACUAUUGGUUAUGGAGAUAAGGUUCCCAAGACCUGGAAUGGUCGCUUGCUGGCAGCCACAUUCAGCAUGAUAGGAGUGGCCUUCUUUGCACUUCCUGCGGGCAUCCUGGGUUCUGGAUUUGCCCUCAAAGUCCAAGAGCAACAUAGGCAAAAACAUUUUGAGAAGAGGCGUAACCCUGCAGCAGGCCUCAUUCAGGCUGCUUGGAGGUUUUAUGCUACCAACCUUUCCCGCACAGAUCUGCUGUGCACUUGGGAUUUUUAUGAGCAGACUGUAGCUGUUCCAAUGUACAGACUUAUUCCACCCCUGAACCAGCUGGACCUGCUGAGGAAUCUGAAGGGCAAAUCUUUCAGGAAGGAGUCUCAGACAGAAACCUCUCCCAGCCGGAAGGCCAGCCUAAAGGACAAGGUGUUCCCCAGUCCUUCCAAGGCUCCGGUGGCUAAGGGGAAGGCUCAGUCUCCGGGGGCAGAGGACGGGGCAGAGGGCAGCCCCAGCAAAGUCACCAAGAGCUGGAGCUUCACCGAGAAAAACCGAGGGCCAAAGCAUGCCUUCAGGGUCCGCGGCAGCACCUCACGACAAAACUCUGAGGUGCUGAUUGAAAUGCAGGAUGAAGACUUUGGACGGAAGAGUUCUCCAGCAAUUGAAGGUUUAAUAAAGGCCAGCCUUCCAGGAGAGGAGAUUGGUGAUGAUAAGAGUUGCCACUGUGAGUUUCUCACUCAAGAAUUACCACCUGGAUUGAAGGUUACAAUAAGGGCAAUCUGCAUCAUGAAGUUCCUGGUGUCAAAGAGGAGGUUCAAAGAGAGCUUGCGGCCGUAUGAUGUCAUGGAUGUGAUUGAGCAGUACUCUGCAGGUCACCUGGACAUGCUGUCUCGUAUUAAGAACCUACAGUCCAGAGUGGACCAGAUAGUUGGUAAAGGUCCCAAACCUGAAGGAGAGCCUGCAGAUGACCAGAGCAUGAUGGGACGUCUGGUCAAAGUGGAAAAACAGGUCCUCUGUAUGGACAGGAAACUAGAUUUCCUGGUUAAUGUGUAUGUGCAGCGUAUGGGCAUCCCUCGCUCUGAAACAGAGGCCUUUUUCAACUCCAAAGAGCCGUAUCCAGCCCCACCUUACCACAGCCCAGAGGAAAGCAAGGAGGAGAAGGAGGGAAAGGAGGGGGUGAAGGAGGAAAAGGAGGUGAAGACAUGUUCAGCAGGAGAAGUCCUGUGCUCAGAUGCCUCCUUGGAAAAGAAGGAUCCUUUACUGGGUCGGUCGGUGCCGAGGUCAGUGGGUACUCCAUCCGGCAGCCACAGCCGGCCCUCGACCUCCUGGCAGCACCAGCUGCAGCAUCCACUCAGCCAACCUGCCUGGAACAGCAGUGUGGCUAACACCCCUUCACCGGUGGGAGGCAGCGGAGACCACUCCCCCACCCUGUUCCGUCUCCCCCCUCCACCCGCUCCAGUUCAUGACCGUUCCUCAUCCGGUCCAGGUGGCAGUGGUCGAGACAGCGGCUCCCAGAGCAGGAGGCGCCACAGGAGGCAGCAGUGUCAGCAGGACGCCACCGCCGUGGAGAGCGACACAUCCCUCUCCAUUCCAUCUGUUGACCACGAGGAGCUGGAGCGCUCCUUCAGCGGCUUCAGCAUCUCCCAGGCCAAGGAGGACUUCUUUGGGCCAUCUUUCUUUACUGGCUCAGGAGGAGGGGGAGGAGGAGGAGGAGCUGGAGCUGGGACUGAAGCUGCAGCUGGACCUUCGCUCUGCGUCAGGGUCAGACCGUUCAUAGCAGAGGGCGAAUCAGACACAGACUCUGACUUGUACGCUCCCUCACCUCUGUCCUUCACUGGAGAGGUCUCAUGUGGGGAGAGGGGCUGGCCCGGACUCAAAUAGUCCAGACAAGACCACUCUGACUGGCUAAGCAGAUCCUGGUGAAAAGGGAUCAGGGCUUCAGGUGCCAACAAGAGUCCUGUCACGAGACCUUGUGCAACCCCAAUAGGAUGACUAGGAUUAGUGGUUUAUUACAGAAGACAGUGAAGACUUGUCCUCACCCUUUAUCAACUUUUCCAUUUCUGGUGUAACCCUUUACAAGCAAUGCUUACCUACAGUGCAUUGUACUCAUGAUGUAGAUUAACAUAAGUAGAUAGAAAGGAAACUGAGUUCAGAUUGGGAUAUGUUUGGUUUUAUUUAAUAUUGCUGAAGAAAUUGACUUGAUUCUCAAAAUCUAAAUGAGUGUGUGUAUCUGUAUACAGCACUUAACAGUAAAAUAAGUGCUUUCUCUAUUUCUGCAGUGUGUGUAUGUCACCACUUUUCUUUUAAACAAUGACCACCAUAAAACACCCAAAAACAUAGUGGGAGUAAGCAAUGCAAGAUUGUUCCAGUUUUCCCAUGAGCCCGUUUUCCCGUAUCUCAAUAACAUCUAUACCUUUGAAUGACCUGAGGUGUAAUGAUGCCAAAACCAUAGCUAUGAUAAUCAAUUAGAUUCUUGUAGAGUAAAAAAAAAAAAAAGCUUGCUUUCCAGCGUCAUUAAUUCAGCCUGAUGUUACUACAGAAGAAGUCCCUUUGAAAUAUAGCAGAUACCUCACCAGUGAACGUCCCGCAUGGCAUGUUAAAAGAUUGAUUUAAAUACCAUGUUCAGCAGGCUAAAACACCAACAUCUACAGGCAAAAAUUCAGCAGAAAAACUCCACAAGUGUUUUUCUUCUAUCCAGACAAAUAGAACGGAAAUGUGCAAGCAUGACUGGUUCAAGCUGUAAUGUGUUCAUUUCUGUAAGGGGCUUUGCUUGAACACCGAUCAUGUAAAUGGCUUGCUAAUUUUAAUGGCUCUUCUUUUCUGGGUAAAUAUGUUGUUAAAUUCUGUACACGUUGAAUGCAAAUGCAGAUGUAAUGCCAUGUAUUACAUAAUGAGCUUAAAAGGACAUUAGCUCACAGAUUUUGUAAUGUUCUCUGUCUUGUAUUAGGAUGGAGUAAAGCAUAUUGGAUCUUUGGUUUUUUUGCAUAUGUUGCUCAGACUUGAUGGUUUUGUAAAGCCUGCGGUGCAUAUGCCAGUUGUUUAGAGUCCCUGCUGCUAUGUCAGUCCUGCACUAAAUGAGGUAAUGCAAUAAAGAGCAAACAAGGCAAUCAACAACCAUCAUCCUUUGCAAACGCUAACACACACUUUUGUUUCACCACCACAAUCAUUGCUUUUUAUUUCAGUAUCUUAAAAACUACUUCAGUUUUCAAACAUUUCA
This is a messenger RNA of Sphaeramia orbicularis (orbiculate cardinalfish), 4334 nucleotides long. It is a transcript of the gene kcnq2a, whose product is annotated as potassium voltage-gated channel, KQT-like subfamily, member 2a. Lineage: Eukaryota; Metazoa; Chordata; Actinopteri; Kurtiformes; Apogonidae. The record is from RefSeq and is a predicted model, not a curated record. Gene Ontology annotation, molecular function: voltage-gated potassium channel activity. The transcript is spliced from 17 exons. The coding region runs from base 311 to 2998 and encodes 895 amino acids. Gene Ontology annotation, cellular component: membrane; voltage-gated potassium channel complex. Gene Ontology annotation, biological process: potassium ion transmembrane transport.